AGCGUAGACCACGUGGUCGGUCAGCGUGCUCCGGAAGUGAUCCUCCAAAAAGGUUAAAGCGCUUCUGACGAACCGAGCUGCUGAAGCUGCCGGUAUUUUGUUUGCAGGUCUGCAGGGAUGGAGGUGACGAGGAAGAAUUUUAAAGAGAGUUUAAACGCCAUUUACAGCGCAAUUGAAGAAGCCGAUUUUCUCGCCAUUGACGGCGAAUUUUCUGGUAUAAGCGAUGGACCAUCUGUUAGUUCUUUAACGAACGGUUUGGAUACUCCAGAAGAACGCUAUCAGAAGCUGAAAAAGCAUUCCAUGGACUUCUUGCUUUUUCAGUUUGGCCUCUGCACGUUUAAAUACGACCAAUCAGCGUCUGAGUAUCUCACCAAGUCGUUCAACUUUUAUAUAUUUCCAAAGCCUUUCAGCAGAAAUUCCCCCGACAUCAAAUUUGUCUGUCAGAGUUCCAGUAUAGAUUUUUUAGCCAAUCAAGGAUUUGACUUCAACAAAGUGUUUUGCAAUGGAAUUCCAUACCUGAAUCAGGAGGAAGAGAGUCAGCUGAGGGAGCAGUUUGAGGAGCGGCGCUCUCAGUCCAACGGAUCCCAGUCCUUCAUUUCUCCCAGUUCCUGUAAAGGGCCUAUCAAUGUCCCAGAUGAACAGAAGGAUUUUGUCAACAAAGUAGUUGAGAAAGUGGAGGGUCUUGUAAAGGGUACUGAUAAAAGCAUCCAUCUGGAGCCUUGCACAGGCUUUCAGAGGAAGCUGAUCUACCAGACCUUAAACUGGAAGUAUCCUAAAGGUCUUCAUGUGGAAACUUUGGAAAAUGAGAAGAAGGAGCGCUACAUCCUGAUCAGCAAGGUGGACGAUGACGAAAGAAAGAGGCGAGAGCAGGAGAAGCAGGAGAAAGAGCAGGGGGAGCUCAAUGAUGCUGUCGGCUUUUCCAGAGUCAUUCAUGCCGUUUCAAAAUCUGGCAAACUGGUCAUCGGGCACAACAUGCUGUUGGAUGUCAUGCACACCAUUCACCAGUUCUACUGCCCCCUGCCUCAGGAGUUGAUUGACUUCAAGGAGGUCACCAUGUGCGUUUUCCCCAGGCUGCUGGACACGAAGCUGAUGGCGUCCACACAGCCUUUUAAGGAGCUCAUCACUAACACAUCUCUAGCAGAGCUGGAGAAGCAGCUGAAAGAAAGUCCUUUCAAGCCCCUUAAAGUUGAGAGUGCAGAGGGCUUCCCGCGCUACGACACUGCCACCGAGCAGCUCCACGAAGCUGGAUACGACGCCUACAUCACUGGCCUCUGCUUCAUCUCCAUGGCCAACUAUUUGGGAACCUUUCUCACACCUCCCAGAGCACACAUUUCAGCCAGGUCCAAGCUCAUUGAACCAUUUUUUAACAAGCUCUAUCUCAUGAGGAUUAUUGACAUCCCAUAUCUCAACAUCAGUGGGCCAGACUUGCAGCCCAAACGGGACCAUGUCCUCUACGUCACCUUCCCCAAGGAAUGGAAGACUAGUGAUCUGUAUCAGCUCUUCAGUGCUUUUGGUAAUAUCCAGGUUUCCUGGAUAGAUGAUACCUCUGCAUUUGUGUGUCUAAGUCAAACUGACCAGGUACAGAUCGCGGUGAACACCAGCCGCUAUGCUGAAAGCUACCGUAUCCAGACCUACGCCGAGUACAUGGAGAACAGGCAGGACAAACAGACCUGUAGGAGAUGGACUGAAAGUGGAUGGACCAAGUCUCCCUACAGCACAUCCCCGGCGGUUUCCAGCUAUGGAUACAGCAACAACAAAACCUUCACUGGCAAAAGGGGCAUCAGCCCCAUCCAGGAGGAGCAGGGAUCUGAAGAUGCUGAGAAUGACAUUGGCACUUGGAAUCAAUCGUACAGUAACAAAGGCCAGAGCAAAAAGCUCAGGAUCGACGCCUCUGCUGGGAACAGGAGUGCGGAGGGUAUGGGUGUCCAGACGUACGGAGGCGAGCCUGAAGACAGCUGGCUCUCAUCGCAGACUCCGGCGGAGAGGAGAAACAUGAGCCCCAUCCAGGAGGAGCAGGCUUCGGAUGGCAUGGAAGAGCCCGAGGAUGACGGCGAUGCCCCUGGCAGUGCCCGGCCCCAACCUGAGGCUCCCGCUGCCGCUGCCACGCAAGGAAAGAGCCGCAAGCACAAGAGGAAGGCUCAAGCUCCCGGGAUGACCACAACAUCGUCCUCGGCCCUGUUUGACGUCCCACAGGUCUGGUAGACGCUCUCCCUUGCCGAGCGCGGGGGGCGGGGGGGGGCGCGGCGGGGCUCUCGGCGGCAGCAGCGCCCACAAUAAAAAAAAAAAAGCCAGCUUUAAAAGCCAUAAGAAUGUCACCCUGACGCCACUUCUACUCGUCCGUCACUCUUCCUUUCAAAGGGGAUCAUGUGUUUUGAAUUAAAUUUUUUUUGUGUGUUUGA
This is a messenger RNA of Paramormyrops kingsleyae, 2399 nucleotides long. It is a transcript of the gene parn, whose product is annotated as poly(A)-specific ribonuclease (deadenylation nuclease). Gene Ontology annotation, cellular component: nucleus; cytoplasm. The record is from RefSeq and is a predicted model, not a curated record. Gene Ontology annotation, biological process: nuclear-transcribed mRNA poly(A) tail shortening; priRNA 3'-end processing; siRNA 3'-end processing. Gene Ontology annotation, molecular function: poly(A)-specific ribonuclease activity; metal ion binding; RNA binding. NCBI's taxonomy places the organism in Eukaryota, Metazoa, Chordata, Actinopteri, Osteoglossiformes, Mormyridae.